Armigeres subalbatus is the source of this 3054-nucleotide messenger RNA. RefSeq names its product septin-1 (gene Septin1). Lineage: Eukaryota; Metazoa; Arthropoda; Insecta; Diptera; Culicidae. The record is from RefSeq and is a predicted model, not a curated record. The coding region runs from base 582 to 1661 and encodes 359 amino acids. The transcript has 4 exons. Gene Ontology annotation, molecular function: GTP binding; molecular adaptor activity; GTPase activity. Gene Ontology annotation, cellular component: septin ring; synaptic vesicle; septin complex. Gene Ontology annotation, biological process: cell division; intracellular protein localization; cytoskeleton-dependent cytokinesis.
UCCUUUUUACGGCAGUUCGAGUCAAACAGUCAGCCACCGCAGUUUGGGCCGAUCGCCGUUUAUGUUUUGCUUGUGUCAGUGUACGUGAAUUCCUGUCAUCGAGGAAUCCGGUGUGUUGAGCUCGUCGCGUAGAUUUUUGCUAGUUUUAAAUUUGAAUCAAUCAAGCAAUUAACACAUUAAUUCGAGAUUCGGGCGUGCGCGUAUUUCUAUAUUGAUUUAUUGCUUGCUUUAGUGCUGAAACAGUGGAUUAUUCUAAAACAGUGAUUAGAACCAGCGGCCAAAAAGAGCUCCUGUAUUAGACCAAAAACAACUCCAGCAGAAAAUCGAUUCCAUUGUGCUGCUGUCUGCUUGUGUAGCAAAAGUUCCUGCCAGCACCGUCGCCGAUGAUUUGCUGACAAACGCAGUCUUGCUGAGUUUACUGCCGUAGUGGGCUGGCGACAACAGUGUUUUAUUUUCAUUUUUUUGUGUUUUGUAUUUGUUCGCCGGAAGCUGCUGCUAAAAGUGCGUAGAGCUGGAAUUUGCACGUCCGCCGCAAGCAGCCAUCAACACUGGACAGUCUCAGGAGAACGGGCAGCGGCAAAAUGUCGACAGAGUCGGGAAAGACGUUUUCCAACGUGGAAACGUCGGGUUACGUGGGUUUUGCCAACUUGCCCAACCAGGUGCACCGUAAAUCGGUUAAAAAAGGUUUCGAGUUCACUUUGAUGGUAGUUGGCGAAUCGGGACUGGGUAAGUCCACUCUGGUGAAUAGUUUGUUCCUCAGUGAUUUAUACCCGGAGCGGGUCGUUCCGGAUGCGGUGGAAAAACAACACCAAACGGUGAAGCUGGAUGCUUCAACGGUGGAGAUUGAGGAACGGGGCGUCAAACUGCGGCUAACAGUGGUUGAUACGCCUGGGUUUGGCGAUGCAAUCGAUAACAGUGACAGUUUCAGUGCCAUUUUGGAGUAUAUCGAUGAACAGUACGAGAGAUUCCUGAGAGAUGAGAGUGGUCUGAACCGAAGGAAUAUUGUGGACAACAGGAUACACUGCUGUUUUUACUUCAUUUCACCUUUUGGACAUGGGUUGAAACCAUUGGACAUUGAGUUUAUGAAAAAGCUGCACUGUAAGGUGAACAUCGUGCCGGUGAUUGCGAAAGCUGACGUGUUGACCAAAAAAGAGAUCCAGCGCCUGAAGUGCCGUAUUCUACAGGAGAUCGAAGACAAUGGGAUCAAAAUUUAUCCACUGCCAGAUUGUGAUAGUGAUGAAGAUGAAGAUUACAAAGAACAGGUGCGACAAUUGAAGGAAGCAGUUCCAUUUGCCGUAUGUGGUUCCACCACUCUUCUGGAGGUGAAGGGACGUAAGGUUCGGGGCCGACUAUACCCAUGGGGUGUGGUGGAGGUGGAAAAUCCCGAACAUUGCGAUUUUAUCAAACUGAGAACUAUGUUGAUCACUCACAUGCAGGACCUGCAGGAAGUUACUCAGGAAGUACAUUAUGAAAACUAUCGCUCGGAGAGGUUGGCCAAAUCAGUCCGCAAGAACGCUAACCCAAUAAUUAAAGACGAGAACGGCAGCACCGGUGAGGUGUUCACCGAGAAAGAUCGUAUUCUACGCGAAAAGGAAGAAGAAAUCCGUCGGAUGCAGGAGAAACUCGCCCAGAUGCAAGCCAAAAUACAAGCGCAGAAAUAAAGAUUAUCGUCAGCAAAGUGACAAUGGAUGCGGGAAAUCUUAAUCUAGAUCCUUCGUCGAGAUAUGUGUAUAUUGUUCAAAGAACAUAGUGUUCAGAGCCAUCCAGUACCAGCUCCUUUAUGUGUAGAAACGCUUGGUGAAAGAUCCACAUAUACACAUUUCUUUCAUUUGUAGAAAAAUGCAAACAAUAGACGAUGUGGAUUAAUAUUUUGGUAGGCGAUUGUCAUCUCUGCAGCGAAAACCUAGUAGAUAUAGCAUGACACAAAACUCAAAUAUACCACACAAUUUGGGAUCACUCAUUGUUUUUAGAAUAUUUCGAAUAAAUUGCAACUCUUGUACAUUCUCGUUUCGUCUUCGUACAAUUUAAUUUGAUAAACGUUGUCGAAAAUGUAUUAAGUACAAACCUAUCAACCAUAACUAUUCUGCGUCGGAAAUGCGGUUUUAAGUGUCUCCCGUUAAGAUCGGCAGCAGCUUGGAAACAAGGAAAAUUGUUUAGUCAGCUUUGAGUGCCAUCAUCAUCUAAAAGAGAUCGCUAAAUUUUCAUUUUGUUUUCAUGCUUAGAACUGAAUAGAAUCUCUCAAAAACAAUCAAUGGGCAGUCACCUGAACCCAGAACAAGCAUCGAAGUUUAGUGGUACCAUCUCUCUUUAUAAAAAAAUCUAAAAACCUUCAAAAAUCCCAUGUGUAACUCAUAUUAUAUAUGCUUCCUAGUGUAGUUUUCGUUUAUGCAAUUAUGAUUAAAAUCAAAUAAGAAAGUACGCAAGAUUAUAGCGAGCAAUAAUCGGAUAGGGACGAGUCAAAUGGUAGUUUUAUUUUUCGAUAGCUUUUUGUAUCGAACCAUGAACGAAUGUAGAAUUUUGCAUAAAAGUCCCAUCAAAACAGGUAGUUUUUUUUUAAUUCGAUUUAACGUGCUUUUAGUACACAAUAUACCAACUAUCGACCGUAGAUCCGUGCAUGAUCCAAACCAGAAGAGAUAUCACUCGUUUAAGAAUGAAGCAAAUUAUCAUUAGUUGCUAGUGGUACUUAACACAGAUGGGUAGAACAGUAAUUCGACCAUACUUGAAAUUCUGCUUUCGGUCCAUGAUAGGAAAAAGUGAAGCGCGAUCCGGAUAUUCUUGAACCUACUACCUAUGCGAACAUUUGUAGGUGUUGAAGUCGAAAAAUUAAGCAUAGAGUAUAAUAAUCUUGUUGCACUUUUUUCUAGAGCGUAAAUUUUUCCUUCGAAUAAUCUUUCGGUUUAACGGAUAUGCCGAGGAAUUUUGAACAAAGAUAAAAAUUAAAUUGAAUCAGAUGGUUUGGUUUAUCGAAUCAGUAUAUACACGUAAAUAUGUAUUGGUUUCUCUAUUAUAUUUUUUCUAUUGAACAAAAUAAGCCAAUAUAACUCUAUAAUUGAA